Molecule: messenger RNA, 1572 nt
Organism: Talaromyces rugulosus
Lineage: Eukaryota; Fungi; Ascomycota; Eurotiomycetes; Eurotiales; Trichocomaceae
Exons: 1
Coding region: 1-1572 (523 amino acids)
Molecular function (GO): glycosyltransferase activity
Source: RefSeq, a predicted model, not a curated record
AUGCGCUCGCUAUUUUCGUCCCCGUUGGUCCAAGGAAAACAAAAUCCCGCCAUGACGUCUCUGAAAACCACCCCCGUCGCCAGGUCGAACGAGUUCCCCGUCGCGCUCAAGGGGAAACGCAUUUUGCUGGCCACUGAAUCGCUGGGCCCAGUCAAUGGAGUCAGUCGCACGACAAGCAUGCUGAUCGAGUACUUGCGCCUCAACGGCGUCGAGGUGGCCAUUGUCGCUCCUCGCUAUGAGCAAAAGGGCCGCCAUUUUUCCCUCUCCUCAGCAACUACCGUCACGUCGCGCCCGCGCUCCGAGUCUGAAGUGCGCCUACACGGCUAUCCGCUGCCCUACAACCCGGAUCUGACUGUUGUAUACCCCUUUCGCUUCGACCGCGUCUGCCAACGGACCUUCCAGCCGGACAUUGUCUACUUGGCCAGUCCCGCCUCGGUGGGAUACCAGUUCCUAUGGCAGAUCCGCCAACUGCGAGAGCCGCCCGUCGUGGCCCUGAAUUACCAGACCGACCUGGCUGCAUACUCGUCCAUUCUCCUUCCAGGCCCCAUGGGUCGCUUUGGAACUUGGCUAGUCAAUCGCGUCCAGGGUUUUCUGUUCAAUCACCCGUCCGUCGAGACCAUCUUCUAUCCUUGCUCCGACGUGCGGGCCUACCUCGAAGAGGCCGGGGCGCCUUCAAACCGCCUUGUCCAGCUCGGCCGAGGCGUCGAUACCGUUACAUUCAACCCCAAAUACCGCGACGAGGUUUAUCGACGCCAGCUCGCACCAAACGGCGAACUGAUAUUGGCAUACACCUGCCGUUUAGCCCCCGAGAAGGGCUUUGAGUUUCUUGCUGAUGUUGCCAUUCGAUUGGCCAAGGAAGGGCUCCCUUAUAAGCUUUUGGUGGUUGGAGGCAACAGAAACCCGGCCGUCGAGGCAGACGUGCGUAGCCUCUUCGAACCAGUCCGAGACCAUGUCAUCUUCACAGGCUUCCUCGGCGGCGAAUCUCUCGCUCGAGCAUACGCCGCCGCCGAUGUGUUUUUGCAUUGCUCCAUAACCGAGACCUUUGGUUUAGUCGUUCUUGAAUCCAUGGCGAGCGGAGUGCCCGUCAUUGCGCGCGACCAAGGAGGUCCGUCAGACAUUGUCAAGGACGGCGAGACAGGAUAUCUAGUGGCCCCUGACGAUCUCGACACAUUCGUCCGCUUAACCCUGCGCCUCGCUCGCGACGAAACUCUGCGAAGAAACCUCGCCAUCGCCGCACGCGCCUUUGCGGAUGAGACCACAUGGGAUAAAAUCAACUGCCGCGUGGCAUGGCAUCUAGUCGAAGGGAUGGAAACCCACAAACGACGCCUCGAGCUGCGAAGAGCCCAGCAGCCGAUCCGCAACUGGAUUGCCACCCGCUACCGCGAGGCCGAGAGUUAUAUCCUCUGGCCCGUGAUCGAGCAGUUGCGCGUGAAUGCGGCUAUUGGGUUUGUCUUUUUUAUGUGGCUUAUUGCCGUUGUGCCUCUGAUUUUGCAUGGUAGUCGGCUUUUCAACUUUUUCUCUGCGAUACCCCUUAUGUUUCAGAAAGCGCAAAAGGAUCGUUUACUGCGAUGA